CGCUGGCUGGCCGACUGGCUGGCUGCUGGAGCGGGCGGCAGAGGGAGCGGAGGGAGCGCGCGGCCCGGGGGACUUGCAUUCCCCGGUCCCCCCUCCGCCCCACGCGGCUGGGCCAUGGACGCCAGAUGGUGGGCAGUAGUGGUGCUCGCCACGCUCCCUUCCUUGGGAGCAGGUGGAGAGUCACCCGAAGCCCCUCCGCAGUCCUGGACACAACUGUGGCUCUUCCGCUUUUUGUUGAAUGUAGCUGGCUAUGCCAGCUUUAUGGUACCUGGCUACCUCCUGGUGCAGUACUUAAGAAGGAAGAACUACCUGGAGACAGGCAGAGGUCUCUGCUUCCCUCUGGUGAAAGCCUGUGUGUUUGGUAAUGAGCCCAAGGCUCCUGAUGAGGUCCCCCUGGCUCCCCGGACAGAGACAGCGGACUCCACCCCGUCUUGGCAGAUCCUGAAGCUGGCCUUCUGUGCGUCGGGGCUCCAGGUGUCCUAUCUGACUUGGGGUGUACUGCAGGAAAGAGUGAUGACCGGAAGCUAUGGGGCCACAGCCACAUCGCCAGGCGAGCAUUUCACAGACUCCCAGUUCCUGGUGCUAAUGAACCGCGUGCUGGCACUGGUCGUGGCUGGCCUCUGCUGUGUCCUGCGCAAGCAGCCCCGUCACGGUGCACCCAUGUACCGCUACUCCUUUGCUAGUCUGUCAAAUGUGCUGAGCAGCUGGUGCCAGUACGAAGCACUUAAGUUUGUCAGCUUCCCUACCCAGGUGCUGGCAAAGGCCUCCAAGGUGAUUCCUGUCAUGAUGAUGGGAAAACUGGUAUCUCGGCGCAGCUAUGAACACUGGGAAUACCUGACUGCCGGCCUCAUCUCCAUUGGAGUUAGCAUGUUUCUUCUGUCGAGUGGACCAGAGCCCCGAAGCUCUCCAGCCACCACACUCUCUGGCUUGGUCCUGCUGGCAGGCUAUAUUGCUUUCGACAGCUUCACCUCAAACUGGCAGGAUGCCCUGUUUGCCUAUAAGAUGUCAUCAGUGCAGAUGAUGUUUGGGGUCAAUUUAUUCUCCUGUCUUUUCACAGUAGGCUCACUACUGGAACAGGGGGCCCUACUGGAGGGGGCGCGCUUCAUGGGGCGACACAGUGAGUUUGCGCUCCAUGCCCUCCUCCUCUCAGUCUGCUCUGCCUUCGGUCAGCUCUUCAUCUUCUACACCAUCGGACAGUUCGGAGCUGCUGUCUUCACCAUCAUCAUGACUCUGCGCCAGGCUAUUGCCAUCCUCCUCUCCUGCCUCCUCUAUGGCCAUACUGUCACCGUGGUGGGGGGACUGGGAGUAGCUGUGGUAUUCUCUGCCCUUCUACUCAGAGUCUAUGCCCGGGGCCGGAAGCAGCGGGGAAAGAAGGCUGUGCCCACAGAGCCCCCAGUGCAGAAGGUGUGAGAACCUUCUAUUCUCAUCUUCUGAGGCACUGGCUCAAGGGCAAAUAUUCCCAGUAUCUCAGCAUACAGCGGGAGUUGCAGCCCUGGUGGCAGCCUUUCACCUUGCCUUAAGAGCCCUUCAUGGAAGUGAUAGCUGUGGGCAUUGGGUCCAAGGAAACCCAGAGCUCCGCUGCAAUCCUGACUUAGUGGGGAGCCAGGUAAACCACCAGCACCAGGGCUUUGCUCAUUCCCUUUAACACGCCCCCCAGGCUGCCAGGCACCAGCUGGGAAGAGAAUUGUUUACAGGCCACCAGUUCCUUCCCUAGGGGCUAGUGAGCAAGGGGCUGUCUGGGCAGAAGAGAUAGGGGGUCCCCAGGGUUCCUUGAGCAAGUUUUGGUACUUGGAAAUGUCACCUUUGCUCUUAUUUGAUUAAACUGCAGCAGUGACUUUG
Messenger RNA from Apodemus sylvaticus (European woodmouse), 1839 nucleotides. It is a transcript of the gene Slc35b2, whose product is annotated as solute carrier family 35 member B2. Gene Ontology annotation, molecular function: 3'-phosphoadenosine 5'-phosphosulfate transmembrane transporter activity. The transcript is spliced from 4 exons. The record is from RefSeq and is a predicted model, not a curated record. Gene Ontology annotation, cellular component: endoplasmic reticulum membrane; Golgi membrane. The coding region runs from base 115 to 1410 and encodes 431 amino acids. Gene Ontology annotation, biological process: transmembrane transport. NCBI's taxonomy places the organism in Eukaryota, Metazoa, Chordata, Mammalia, Rodentia, Muridae.